AUGCCCAGUUUGUUCUUGGUGCCUCCUGGGAUUAAGAGGAAUGGGCAGCAUUGCCGAGUGGAGACUUCAGACGACUGCAAGGUUUUCCAGACUCCUGGGGAUCCAAAAAACAGGGGCUUGCAAGUCCUUUCCUUCACAACAUAUCUGUCCAUUCCCCCAAGGAGUCAGGAGGAUCUCCCCCUUCUAUCUUACCCUCACAACAAGUCUGUGAGUGGCAUUUGUGGAAGACGUCCUUUGGCCCCCAGCCAUGGUGGGUCAAUACGAGUUAUUGGAGGCACAAAUGCUCUGCCGGGAACGUGGCCUUGGAUGGUCAGCAUCCAGAUCCCAGAUAUCGAAGGGUACAAGCAUAUUUGUGGAGCUUCCCUCAUCAGCCCUCGCUGGGUUCUCACUGCAGCCCACUGCUUCAUGUAUAAACAGUAUGUGGAACUGAAACAUAUGAAGCUGGUCAUUGGUGCUACGCAGCUUUCUCAGCCAGGGCCUGAUGUGCAGGAGCGCACCAUCAAGAAUCUGGUGGAGCACGCGCAGUACAACAACAAGACAGUCUUCGGUGAUAUCGCCUUGAUGGAGCUGAAUAAACCUGUCAAUUGCACUGACUACAUCCAGCCUGCCUGCCUGCCGGACAGUGAUGUGGACAUGUCAACACUCACCCACUGCUAUGUCAGUGGCUGGGGCAUCACCGAUGUGACAAGGCCAUCACAGACAGCAGACGUCAUGCAAGAGGCCAAAGUAAACCUCAUUCCCCUCGACGUCUGCAACAGCAGUGACUGGUACAAUACACGGAUCCAUUACAACAAUCUGUGCGCUGGAUAUGAGCAGGGAGGAAUUGACAGCUGCCAGGGCGACAGUGGCGGCCCCCUCGUGUGCAGGGAAACACGGUCAGAGCGCUUCUGGGUUGUUGGAGUCACCAGCUGGGGGGCCGGCUGCGCCAAGGCACGAAGACCAGGUGUCUACUCCGCCACACACCUUUUCCUGGACUGGAUCAAACGAAAUACCAAGGAUAAAUUUUUGAGUCCUUUUCGCCCCCCGGGAUCAUUCACCAGGCCCCAAAAAACUACCACUUCCACUCCAAAACCAAAACGCAAACCUUGGAAACCACCCAUAUCCCGGGAGGAGAUUCAGAAGUUUGAAAACUGGCAUUUAAACAGAACAAACACGAAGCUGUUUUACACCGAGUCAGGCCCUUGGUCCAUCCAGGUGAGUAUUGUCUACUCCAGCUGUCGGUGGCUCUCCAGGGUCACCUUGGUGGAUGACCUGACCUGGGAGUAG
Molecule: messenger RNA, 1266 nt
Organism: Eublepharis macularius
Lineage: Eukaryota; Metazoa; Chordata; Lepidosauria; Squamata; Eublepharidae
Product: acrosin-like
Exons: 6
Coding region: 1-1266 (421 amino acids)
Biological process (GO): acrosome reaction; proteolysis
Molecular function (GO): serine-type endopeptidase activity
Source: RefSeq, a predicted model, not a curated record